GCUGUUUGGGUGAGUUCAGAUUUUCCUGCAACGAGUCGAUUUCAUAACACUAGCGCACCCUUGUUCCACGCUCCGACACGUGCCUCGUCUGGGCUCAAAAAAGACCAUUGAGACGAGCUAGCUUUGUUCCCAUCCAAGCCAACGAUUUCUUGGUUGGUUGUUUUCCAUAUCCACCUCCGGCAUUUGCUUCAAAAGCCGAGAACCUUUAUCAAACAGCUGCCCGCCCGGUAGUUACCGGGGAGGCUGCGGGCUGCAGCGCCCCCGCAGCAAAAACCUACUCGGACGAACGACCAGCGAGAGAAAAUCAUGGACAGCCCCUACCGCCGGGAGCUCGAGGCUGCCAUUGCAGCCGUCCAGACGGCUGCCCAGAUUAGCCGCGAAGCACUUGCAGCGGCCCAGACGGGCGGUGACGCGGGCGCUGCGGGUGGAGGUACCUUCGGCCUCGUUAAGGACGACCUGAGCCCCGUCACCGUCGCCGACUUCGCCAUCCAAGCCUUCCUCACCCGCACCCUUCGCCGGGCUUUCCCGCAGGACGGCUUCGUCGGCGAAGAGUCGGCAGACCAGCUGAGGCAAAACCCGAAGUUGCGAUCCCGCGUGCUCGCCAUUGUCGCCGACUCCGCCGGCGAUGCUGCCCUCUUCCGUGAUGAAGACGACCUCUGCGACGUCAUUGAUUCUUGCACCGUGCUCACCCCGGCGGCCGCCGGCCCGCGCAGGAUCUGGGUGUUUGACCCCAUCGACGGCACCAAGACUUUCAUCCGCCGCGAGCAGUAUGCCAUCAACAUCGCCCUGCUCGAGGGCGCGCGCCAGGUGCUCAGCGUCGUGGCCUGCCCGCUCCUCUCCGCAGAUGCCACAGCGCCCGUGACCGACGGCUCCGUCGACCCGACCGGCCGGGGCUGUAUUCUGUACGCAGUUCGUGGCCACGGCGCCUACGUCAGGCCGCUGCUCGGCGGCGGCGCACCUGAUAGCCAGGCGGGCACGCGGCGACUUCCCCGGCACGCCGAUGCCGUCACUUCCCCUGCCGGCCUCCGCUCCGUCACCUGCUGGGCCCUGCUCGACUCCGGCGUCGAUGAGGUGCACAAGGACGUUGCCGAGGCGUUGCGCGUGCCGUUCCCGGGCUGCGACCUGCUCGGCUGGGUGCCCAGGUGGGCCGUCAUGGCUCUCGGCGCCGCCAACAUGACCGUCUGGGUCUACAAGAAGCGGGACCGAUACGCCAAGAUAUGGGACCACGCCGGCGCCAUGCUGCUCUUCGAAGAGGUUGGCGGCUUGGUUACCGACGUCCACGGCAAGGAGAUCGACUUGGCCGCAGGGAGGAAGCUCAAGGCCAACUUCGGCUUCGUCGCGGCCCCAAAAAGUGUCCACCAUCUGGUGCUCCAGGCGGUUCAUGAUACGCUCAAGGCGCGCGGGAGGGAAGACCUUCUUCAGCAGUAGGUAGACAACCAGGUGGGUUGAUGAUCAGCUGGUGCCAAUCACCCCAUGCCCAUGACUACUAGAUAUUGCUUGAACAAGUAGAUGGCCAUGGUUCCACAUCCAAUGUCAAUGAAUCGAUGUUAACUAUACCUAUUCCG
Messenger RNA from Thermothielavioides terrestris NRRL 8126, 1565 nucleotides. RefSeq lists its product as uncharacterized. The transcript has a single exon. The record is from RefSeq and is a predicted model, not a curated record. Bases 307 to 1428 code for a protein of 373 amino acids. Gene Ontology annotation, molecular function: 3'(2'),5'-bisphosphate nucleotidase activity. NCBI's taxonomy places the organism in Eukaryota, Fungi, Ascomycota, Sordariomycetes, Sordariales, Chaetomiaceae. Gene Ontology annotation, biological process: sulfate assimilation.